UUGUGCAGACCUGGCAACCCGCUGGCCAUUCGUGCAUGUAUUUGUUUACUACUACAAAUUCGCCGAAAUAAUGUACGCCUUUUGACAAACAACGAGCUUCGCCAUUGUCAAUUAUGCUGUCCUAUAAUAAACCCUCCCUUUUAAACGUGUGCAGAUGCUGUUUUACAGAGAAAUUCUUGUCGAGAAGAGGACUGUCAACUACACAAAAUCUGUCAAGGACAAACCUUCCACAUCAAAAGAUUUUGACACAUUUCCGUCAUGCACAGAAGAAUGCUGCAUUUCUUUCACAAUUAAUUUAUUGUCCAACUGCAUGUGGGGGAACACGAGGGCUGUUCGGAGGAAGCCGUGACAAUGUUCACCAGCAGACCCUGGAGGAUAUUGCAGAAAAUAUCAAAGAAAGCAAGUUCAAAAGAGUUGUGGUGAUGGCAGGAGCGGGCAUCAGCACUCCCAGUGGAAUCCCAGACUUCAGAUCGCCUGGCAGUGGUCUUUAUGACAACCUUCAACAGUACAAUCUGCCCUAUGCAGAGGCCAUAUUUGAAAUAAACUACUUCCGUCACAAUCCAAACCCUUUUUUCGCUCUAGCCAAAGAGCUUUAUCCCGGUAAUUACCAACCCAAUCUGACACACUACUUCAUUCGCCUGCUUCACGAUAAGGGGCAGCUGCUCAGGAUGUACACGCAAAACAUUGAUGGACUGGAACGAAUGGCUGGCAUUCCCCCACACAUGUUGGUUGAGGCACAUGGCACAUUUGCCACGGCCACAUGCACAGUUUGCCGAAGGGAUUACAAGGGAGAGGAGCUCCGGAAUGAUAUCAUGGAAGGAAAAAUACCCAAAUGCUCCACUUGUAAAGGAGUCAUCAAGCCUGACAUUGUGUUCUUCGGUGAGGAGCUUCCUCGGCCGUUCUUCAGUUACCUGAGAGACUUCCCAAUAGCAGAUCUACUCAUAGUCAUGGGGACAUCUCUAGAGGUGGAGCCGUUCGCCAGCUUGGCCGGUGCCGUACGUGGUUCUGUGUCACGGCUUUUAAUAAAUCGAGACCUUGUGGGGCCGUUUUCUUGGGGGUCCCGUCACACUGAUGUGGCUGAGCUGGGAGACGUAGUCAGUGGGGUAAAAAAACUGGUGGAGCUCCUUGGCUGGAAGCAGGAGUUAGAAACCCUAAUGAAUGCUGGCGGAGACGAGGCUUCAACAAACAAGGAGUGAACAACCAAAUUUCAUCUUGACACGGAUCUGGAGACCCAGAAUGGGAUUGAAUGUUCGUUGAGCUCUUUCUCAGUAGUGAGCAGACUUGGGAGUGAGUUUCAUUUGUUGACAAGGUGUACUAAUUAACCCGUAAAUGCGUGAAUGUUUUUAUGAAGAUAUGUGUAUCUAACAUUCAGCAUUUGGCUCAUCGUUGUGUAUCAGACAUCGCCACCUUGAGGAAUAAAGGUGAAUUGCUCU
Messenger RNA from Rhinichthys klamathensis goyatoka, 1433 nucleotides. RefSeq names its product sirtuin 3 (gene sirt3). Bases 114 to 1196 code for a protein of 360 amino acids. NCBI's taxonomy places the organism in Eukaryota, Metazoa, Chordata, Actinopteri, Cypriniformes, Leuciscidae. Gene Ontology annotation, molecular function: NAD+ binding. The record is from RefSeq and is a predicted model, not a curated record. The transcript is spliced from 8 exons.